Messenger RNA from Delphinapterus leucas (beluga whale), 1276 nucleotides. RefSeq names its product HESX homeobox 1 (gene HESX1). NCBI's taxonomy places the organism in Eukaryota, Metazoa, Chordata, Mammalia, Artiodactyla, Monodontidae. Gene Ontology annotation, molecular function: DNA-binding transcription repressor activity, RNA polymerase II-specific; RNA polymerase II cis-regulatory region sequence-specific DNA binding. Gene Ontology annotation, biological process: regulation of transcription by RNA polymerase II; pituitary gland development; forebrain development. The record is from RefSeq and is a predicted model, not a curated record. Gene Ontology annotation, cellular component: nucleus.
CAGCCCGGUACACGUGGGGCAGAGCCAGCCAGGGAGGAGUGGAGAGGCCAGAGCUAUAGCUCUGUGCAGCCCACACGAGGAUGUCUCCCAGCCUUCAAGAAGGUGCUCGGCUUGGGAAAAGCAAACCCCUGCCCUGCUCCUUUUCAAUUGAGAGCAUCUUAGGACUGGACCAGAAGAAAGACUGUGUUCCAUCAAUGAAACCCCACAGGCCCUGGGCAGACACCUGCGGCUCUUCAGGGAAAGAGGUUAACCUAUGUCUACAUGUCCCGAGUCUUCCUAAUGGGAUCUCAUUACCUUGUACUGUGGAUCACUCAGUGCCGGAAGAAAGUGUUUUGAAAUAUGAAGAUUACUUUUCAGCCUCAGAAAGACUUUCUUUGAAAAGAGAGUUGAGUUGGUAUAGAGGCCGAAGACCCAGAACCGCUUUUACUCAAAACCAGAUUGAAGUGUUGGAAAAUGUCUUUAGAGUAAACUGCUAUCCUGGCAUUGAUAUCAGAGAAGACUUAGCUCAAAAAUUGAACCUAGAGGAAGACAGAAUCCAGAUCUGGUUCCAAAAUCGGCGUGCAAAGCUGAAAAGAUCCCAUAGAGAAUCACAGUUUCUCAUGGCCAAAAAAAAUUUCAACACAGAUCUCCUGGAAUAGAUAGAAAACUAAACAUGGGGAAUUAUCUUCCAAUUGUGGAAUAUAAAGAAUCAAUGGGGAUAUCAAGUGUUAAAAAUGUGAUGUUUUCUUUUCUGUGUUUAAUCUGAGUAUUGUCUGUUUUUUCUGAAAAUAUAUUGUAAAUAAUUACUAUUAUAACAUGGUACCUAUUAUACUUGGGCACUUUUAGUUACAAUAAAGGCCUUUCCUAUAUAUUUUAAUAAACAUUUUCAGAAAAAGCCAGCUAUUUUUUGUGAGCAAAUUUAAUCUAAUAAAUUAGUUUGCUAAAAUCAGUAAACUCAUGACUAAUUGACUCCACAAAUGGAUUCCAUUUACAAAAUAAUUCAAGUCAAAUAAUCUGAAGAAUGGCACAAAGGUGUGAUUUGUUUCAAUAAGUUUCCUUCAACUGCAUUUUGAAACAUUAUACUUAAACAUAUUAGUGUGAUGUAUUCGUGAAUCUUUUGUUCCUCUUGAUUUCUGGCAGAAAGCAGUGAGAAUUUCUCACUAUAUAUCAAUACAAAUCCGUAUAGCAUUCCAGUUUCAAGUUGUUUUUUUUUAAAGCAAAGUUAUUAUUGCCAAAGUAGAGAUGUAAAAUCAUGAGUUGUCUUAUUCAUGCCAUUAGUAUUGCAUUGCACAAAAGA